Molecule: messenger RNA, 1752 nt
Organism: Procambarus clarkii (red swamp crayfish)
Lineage: Eukaryota; Metazoa; Arthropoda; Malacostraca; Decapoda; Cambaridae
Gene: sqh
Product: Myosin regulatory light chain sqh
Biological process (GO): post-embryonic development; locomotion
Cellular component (GO): cytoplasm; myosin II complex
Molecular function (GO): myosin heavy chain binding; calcium ion binding
Source: RefSeq, a predicted model, not a curated record
AGGUGAGAGGUGAGUGAAGGUUGAGGCGCAGGAGUGGUGAGGGGCCGGGCGCCAGGGGGCAGCACCGGCCGCCACCAGUCCUGCCCUGACACCAGUCUCCUUAACACCGUCGCUGCUCUCCUCUCUUCCUUCACCACGCCCUCAUAACCCACACUGACAAUGUCGUCUCGCAAGGCUGGAAAGAAGAUUACCAAGAAGCGUGCCCAGCGUGCUACUAGUAAUGUUUUUGCAAUGUUUGACCAAGCUCAGAUUCAAGAGUUUAAAGAAGCGUUCAAUAUGAUUGACCAGAACCGUGAUGGAUUUAUUGACAAAGAUGAUCUGCAUGACAUGUUAGCGUCCUUAGGAAAGAAUCCUACUGAUGAAUAUCUGGAUUCCAUGAUGAAUGAGGCUCCUGGACCCAUCAACUUUACAAUGUUCCUAACAUUGUUUGGUGACCGUCUUCAGGGCACAGAUCCUGAGGAUGUAAUAAAGAAUGCAUUUGGAUGUUUUGAUGAAAAUAAUCAAGGUUACAUUAAUGAAGAGCAACUUCGGGAACUCCUGGUUUCCAUGGGUGAUCGCUUCACAGAUGAGGACGUUGAUGAAAUGUACCGUGAAGCUCCAAUCAAGAAUUCAAUGUUUGAUUAUGUGGAGUUCACACGCAUCUUGAAGCAUGGAGCCAAAGAUCUAGAAGACCAGUAAUAAGUGAAUUAGCUGCAUGGCGCUCAUCAGUCUAGCAGUUGAUUGGAGCAUAUAUUAGAAUUUUUUUAAUAACACAUUUUUUGACCUUGUCAGGAAUUUUGUAUAUUGCCAAGCUUCUACAUGUACCGUUUGUAAGUUAAAUUUUUAUAUAUUUGAAGAUAAUUUAGUGGGCUUGUAAGACAUUUACAUAGCAGUGUUUCUAUCACUGGAAAACAAUAUCAGUAUUUAGGGAAUUAUCUCACUUAGAAACAGAAUGGACAGUAUCUGGUUUAAGACAGAUUACAUGCCCCAUAGAAAACCCAUAUAAAAUGUAAGGCCUGGACAAGAACAGGGUAAUAGUUUUCAAAAAAAAACUUUUGAUCUUGUAUGUAAACACUUUAAAAAAUAAUCAAAAGCUUUAUUGCUGUUCAACUUAAGGUUGGUAUUGGAUAAUUUACACACACACACACACACACACACACGCACUCAGUUUCAUGCUCCCUCUCGCUCUCUUUGAAGUACAAUACACUGAAAAUAUGAAUAAAAUUAAUGUUUAAUUUAAAUAUAUGUAAAGAAUUGUCAGGAAAAAUAUAUUACUAAUAUAGAAUAUUGUAUUUGAAAUAUUUGGAUUAUCAAUAUAGUAAGGUGUGUAAACUGGAGAAGGUAAGGAAAAAGUCCUGAGGUAUGUCUUUGUAAGAAACUCUUCACCUUUUCAUAACAUGAGGAAUGAGUAAUGGAACCUGCCUCAGGUUAUAUAUUGUUUGAUUCAUAGCUUGUUAUUUAUUACAAACUUUAGAUACCUAAUAGUGAUUUGCUAGUACUUAAUAGUGCCUUAACAUAAAAAAUUAUUUGUAUGAAAUUUUGCAAUAUAGUAUGGUAUUAGGGUCUCGGUAGAAUUGUGCUUGUUUUAAUUACAUAGGACUUUUAGAUUAUCUUCAUUCCAGUAAUUUAUACGAGACUACUUGUCUCCUGUUUGAUAAUUGUUUUUAAUCAUGAUUUCCAUUUAUUGGCUUAUAUUAAUGUAUGAGCUCAUUCCAGUGCAAAACUUUAUACCAAUAUUGUACUCCAGUCUUUCUACAAUAAAAGAAAACAAAA